GUAUUUUAGCUGUGGUUACACACUGAAAUGCUGGUAUCAACGAGUCGUGUUAAUAGAUUUUGAGACACAGAAUGCAAACUGGAUACAUUCUGGGUUUUUUAAUCGUUCCCGUUUUCUUGGAGGGAUGCUGUGUGGGAAACCAUCGAAGGAAAAAAACAGUUCUUCAGCAGGUUACACACCGGCGCUACAAAGCUGUGAAGGGCGAAAUCUUUAUGAUACCGUGCAUAGAAUCUGUGAACCAGCACCUAACUGCAAGUACUGGAGAAGGCAAAGAAGGAAAUGAAGCCCUGUCCUUCGUCUGUGGAAAGAAGUUUACUGCUGGAGCAAAACAUACUGGAAACUACACAUACAGGUCUUUGCUGUCCAAUGGCAGCAACUUGUUCGUCAGUCUACAGGUGGUGGAGCCAAAUAGUCUGAGAUGCUACGAGCCAAAGGAGAGCAAUGAAACACUGUACGCGAGUGCAGGUGGGGUCAUCUCGUGCCCAAGUCUCAACUGUAGUGACAACGCAGAUGCCAUCUGGUUCAAGGGUAAUGAACCUGUGUCUGAGCAGCGCAGAGCCAUCUGCCAGAAGAAGGGACAGUUACAUCUCUGCAAAGUCAGAUACAGUGAUAAAGGUGUAUAUUUCUGUGAUAGAAAGAUAGUUGAGCAAGGAAUCACAUGGACAUUCAGGAGGGCUGUUAACGUCACAGUUGAACCUGACCCACCAAGUGACCGUCCCAGGAUUCACAGUAGCAACAGGACAGAGGCAGCGGAGCUCGGUCGGAGUCAUACUCUGGUGUGUAUUGUAUAUUUUCCUUUUGAGAGAGCAUUUUCGUGGGAGGUGCAGUGGUACAUGAAUUAUGGUGGAAACAUGGAGAAUAUGACUCUACUGCCCAUGGAGAAGCAAAAACAGAAAAUCGUGACACGUGAAGAUUAUGAAGUCAUAAGAAGAGCCAUCAUAAAAGUGGUGAAACGAGAACACUUGAACAACACAUAUACCUGCAUUGCCAGCAAUGCUUUCGGAAGCUGCAGGAUCACUGUCAAGCUUGAGGAGAAAAUUAAAGGAAAAUGGCCGUCUCUGGUUGGGUAUCCCAUUGUGUCCCUGUUGCUGGUAGCUGGACUGGGAAUCAUUUUGCAUGUGAAAUGGCUUGAAGUACAGCUUAUCUACAGAUCCCACUUCCAACACAGAAAACAUGAUGGAGAUGAGAAAGGGUUUGACGUGUUUCUGUCGUAUGUGUGGAGCCCUCCCUCAAAACCGGUGGAGGGAGUUUUGACCCUUUCCUACCAGAAAGGACCUGACACUGAUGAGGAAGCACGUUUAUCCAGCAUGGACCUGCUGAGCACCGAGGAGGGUAAAGCCAGCCAGGGGCCACUGGAAGUGCUGCUACCCAGAGUGUUAGAGGACCAGUGGGGCUACCGCCUCUGUCUGCCAGAGAGGGACAUGCUCCCUGGAGGAGCAUACACAAACGAUGUGGUCCUUGCAAUACAGAGAAGCCAAAUGCUCAUCUGUCUCCUGUCGGCUGACUACCUCUCCAACAGCAAUGCUGUGUUUGAACUGGAGUCGGGAGUCCAGGCUUUGCUGCAAAAAACUCCCCUCAAACUCCUCCUAAUAUGGACCAGUAGAGCCUCAGCCUCCCUCAUCCAGCCAGAACCACCGCUGCCUACACUGGUCCAAAGGGCCCUGAGGGUUCUACCCAGUCUGGAUUGGACCGCAGGCAAACCAGCUAGAGCCACCAGCCAUUUCUGGAGGUCUUUGAGGAAGGCCAUGCCUGAUCAGAGAGUGAAGCUGGUUUCACUCACGCAGGACCGAUGAUUAGACUGUUACCAAAAGCAUUAUUUUCCGAGCAUUAUAUGUACAGCUUAUUUAUUUUACCAUACAGCUUGGAAUACGGCAUUCUGCCCACUGAAGUGCAAGACGUGAAUGAACAAAUGUGUAAAGGUAAUUUCCGUGAUGGUAGUGAUUCUAAAACAAGUCUCAUUUUUACUUGUAUGGAGAAAAGUGAGUCACACUUUAUGCCACACUCAGGGUCCAGUCAUGGUCUGUGCUCUGAUUUUUGACUUCCAUUUGAAUGAAAAUUAAAAUGUUUAUUAAAAAAGUGCAAAAUUAUCAAUUACCUAUUCGCUUUACAAGAAUUAUGACUGUAUCAGAUAAAGGGUUUCUUCUUGUUCACUGAUUAACAGGCUGUUUGUAUAUUAAGUGCUGAGGUGUGGUUCAUCAUGUAAUGUCACAGCAGACAUGUCAGCAAUAAACAUUUGACACAAUACAAAUCA
Molecule: messenger RNA, 2251 nt
Organism: Epinephelus lanceolatus (giant grouper)
Lineage: Eukaryota; Metazoa; Chordata; Actinopteri; Perciformes; Serranidae
Product: interleukin-18 receptor accessory protein-like
Biological process (GO): interleukin-18-mediated signaling pathway
Molecular function (GO): interleukin-18 receptor activity
Source: RefSeq, a predicted model, not a curated record